ACUCAAUUCCAGGAAAUCAGCACAGUGAAGUUUCUGUUGUGAAAUUGUCAGUCUCUCUCUCGUGGCAGCAAGAAUGGCUUCAAACUUGUGGUCAGAGGAUCAGUUCAGCUGUUCAGUGUGUCUGGAGCUAUUGAAGGACCCAGUCACUAUUCCAUGUGGACACAGUUACUGUAUGGGGUGUAUUAAGAACUGCUGGGAUGAGACUGAUCAUACAGGUGUCUACAGCUGCCCCCAUUGCAGAGAGACCUUUACCCCAAGGCCUGUUCUGCGCAGAAACACCGUGCUGGCUGAAGUUGUGGAGAAAUUAAAGAAGACAGGACUCAAUCCUCCUCCUGCUCAAAGUUAUGCUGGACCUGGAGAUGUGCCGUGUGAUUUCUGCACUGGGAGAAAGUUCAAAGCUGUGAAAUCCUGUUUGACGUGCCUGGCCUCUUACUGUGAAACACACGUCAAGCCACACUAUGAGGGGGCUGCUUUCAAGAGGCACAAGCUGGUCAAUGCAUUUGGAAAUCUGGAGCAGAAGCUUUGUGCUGAACACCAAAAGGUUUUGGAGGUCUUCUGUAGAACCGAUCAGACGUGUAUUUGCUUGUUGUGUACACAGGAUGAACACAAGAGUCAUGAUACAGUCUCAGCUGAGACAGAAAGGACUGGGAAACAGGUAAGGGUUUGAACCAUUUCCUUGUAGCUAUCCUAGAAGAUAAGAAUUCCCAGGGAUAUUUAACAUGUCUGUUUACUAGGUUAUACAGUUUCACAUUAGAUCAGAUUUUAAUUGUAUAUUAAGAGCUAUUUAAAGAGCCCUAGUUUUUUAAUUGCUCUCUCUAAACUAUGAUGUAUUACAAUGUAUUUCAGGGUGUAACAGGGGCGUUGUUAUGGGUGUGGCUAUCGCUGAUUGACAGGAGAGACA
Molecule: messenger RNA, 901 nt
Organism: Polyodon spathula (Mississippi paddlefish)
Lineage: Eukaryota; Metazoa; Chordata; Actinopteri; Acipenseriformes; Polyodontidae
Product: E3 ubiquitin/ISG15 ligase TRIM25-like
Exons: 1
Coding region: 74-667 (197 amino acids)
Molecular function (GO): zinc ion binding
Source: RefSeq, a predicted model, not a curated record